CGACACAAUCUCGCCGUGGUUUCUAGUAACGAAUACCUAUACCCCGUCAACAAAAAAACAAAAAAUGAGACAAGAAGAUUUGCAAGCCGGGGGAGGGGUGGCAUCAGGCACGGCGCCAGAGACAAGCCCAGCCGAGACGCAGAAAAUCAGGCACAUCGCCAUCCUGGACACGGACGUGAUGGUCCCAGCCGUCGUUCCGACCUACGGCCGGUAUUUCAGUGGGCAAUACAUCAAGCUCCUCGGCGCAGCCGCCAAACGGCUCGGCGUGUCCCACCUUGUCCGGUUCACGACCUGGGACGUCGUCGCCGGCCACUACCCGGACCCGUCGGACGUCGACGCGAUCCUCAUCACCGGCUCCAUCGCGGCCGCCUACGACACCGACCCCUGGGUCCUCGCGCUCGGCGCCUUCAUCGAGGGGGUCUACGCGGACCACCGCCACGUCCGCAUCUUCGGCACCUGCUUCGGCCACCAGCUCGUUGGUCGAGUGCUUCUCGGCCCGCACGGCGCCGUCGUGGAGAAGGACCCUAACGGUUACGAGUUCGGCGUCCAGACGAUCGCACUACACCCAAGGCUCGUUGAGGACUUCCCGUGCCUGGCAGCGCUCGGUGGUGCCGAACCCGACGCCGCCGCCGACGGCACGGGCCCGAGCCGUCGCGGCCUACGGCUCCAGAUGUGCCACGGCGACCACGUCGCGCUGCCCCGGCCACCGGCAGGGCUCCCCGGAAAUUGGAUCAGCAUCGGGGGUACCGCGCAUUGCGCGGUCCAGGGCCUGUACGAGCCGUCGAGGGUCCUCACGAUUCAGCCGCACUUCGAGUGCGACCAGGUCAUCAUGGAGGAAACGAUUCGGUACUUUUAUACGCCGGAUAAGGGGUUCUCAGAGGAGUUUCUGGAACGGGCGUUUGCAGGUACCAGGAGAGAGGACGACGCGGGGGCCGCGGCAGAGUGGGUUCUGAGAUUCCUGGCGAAGAUCUGAGUUGUGUGAGGGUUU
Messenger RNA from Colletotrichum destructivum, 988 nucleotides. RefSeq names its product Putative glutamine amidotransferase domain containing protein ChyE. Gene Ontology annotation, cellular component: nucleus; cytosol. The record is from RefSeq and is a predicted model, not a curated record. Bases 65 to 973 code for a protein of 302 amino acids. The transcript is spliced from 2 exons. NCBI's taxonomy places the organism in Eukaryota, Fungi, Ascomycota, Sordariomycetes, Glomerellales, Glomerellaceae.